AGCACUGCUCUGUGUGGGUUGGGCUGGGUGGCUUGCAGUCUUUAUAAGUCCAGGUGGGGAUAAUUAGAGCCAGUUGACCUGAAUCCAAUAAGAGGAUGGCUGUUAGGUGUGUGGCAGUUUAGAUGUGGUGGAGCUGUUGGUGUGACCCCUGCUGUCUGCUUUGUGUUGAAAAGUUUCAGACUGAGGUGCCAGGCUGCUGUUUUACCUCCAGGAAAACAGUCCAUCCAUAUUGCUUGGCCUAUGUGGGGAGCCUGUGUCCUACCUGGGUGAUCAGCUGGAUUAUUUCACUUUUCCAUUGGACAGCCAAUGUACUGUCCCUCUGAGUGUUCAAACUAUAUGAACUGCAUCCAGGACUUUGUUUUAACCCACUGUUACACUGAACACUGUCUAACUUAACUGGACAAAAAUUGUUACUCGGACCAACUGACAUUGCAUUGUUUGUUUUAUCUUUUCCUAGGCAGGAGGACGAGCUGUAGGGAGUACGUGUGGGAUUUAUCUGCAUGUGGGAGGACGAGCAGCCGAAGCAACCGGAGGAUGUUGUCGUCGUCACCAACCACUGCCCUCCCCACCUCCUCAGCCCCUCCCCCAACCGGUCAGGCAGUAAACUCUGACCCGCGGCAGGUUACCAUGGAGACCUACUGGAGGGAAGUACAGAGUAUCGAAGAGGAGCGGGAUGGGGAGGAAGCGGAGGAUGAAGAGGAAGAAGAAGAGGAGAGGAAGAGUAUGGACGAGGUAGAGCUGGAGGAGGUGUGGCUGACGGAGGCGGGGCUUUCCUCCCUGGUGACGGGCUCAUCGUCACUGGAGCAGGAGGUUCUGCCAUCAGCCGAGGCGCUGCUGUCCACCCUGACACAGCAACAGGUCGCCACGGUGAAGAGGAGGCUGGACAACUACAAUGAGACGCUGAAGAAGACAAACAGGCAGCCAAUCAGAGACGUGCGGGACAUCUUCACUGAGACUGAUGACGAGUCAGCAGACAGAUGCCCCUCCCCCUCCUCUCAAAGUGCUGAGUCAUUACCAAGUCGAUACCACAUUACGACAAAGACCAUAAGAAGGAGUACACAAAAAGUGCGAGCAACUCUUCCCACUUUCAUCUUAGAGGAUCAGGUUCCUGAACACCAGUCUCCACCCACAGAUGCACACUGUCCAGUAGAAACACACUCUCCAUCUGUAAGUUGCUUCAGACGAGCUGAUUGGCUGCUGCGGGACUCUCCAUACUCAGAGGGAGUGGCUGAACACAAAAAGGGCGGGAGCUGUUGGGACUGCCAUCAUUUCCAUGGAGACGACAACAGUGACCUGCCAUUUGGACCUGUCUCCCAGUGUCUCACUUCAUUGGAUGACCUGUCGUCAGCUGACCUGACCCGGAUCGGCUUCAUCUCUCACAUCGAACUCUCCACCUUCCUGCUCACGCUGGGUUUUCAGACCAAACGCACCCGACCCCCGCGAUGCAGGACUCGAGACAGUGGUGUGUUUGGUGUUCCUCUGAAGACGCUGCUGGAGAAUGACAGGAAGAAGUUUCCAGGGGUCAAAGUUCCCAUCGUCUUCCAGAAGUUGUUGUGUGUUUUAGAGCAGACCGGUUUACAGACUGAAGGGAUUCUCAGAGUACCAGGAUCAGCUGCCAGACUAAAGCACCUGCGUAAAGAACUGGAUCGGUGUUCUGGCUCUGGGUUCGACUGGUCUGAGGUCAGACAGGUGGAUGCUGCAGGUCUGCUGAAACUCUUCAUCAGGGAACUGCCCACAGCUCUACUGACACACACACACCUGAACACCUACCGCACACUGCUGGGUCUCUCCUCGUUGGUCCAUCAGGUUCAGGCUCUGCAGUUGUUGACAUUGCUGCUUCCAGAAGAACACAGAGACACACUGAGAGCUCUGCUGGAUUUCCUCUGUAAAGUAGUUUCUCAUCAGGACCAGAACCGGAUGUCUCUGUGGAACGUCUCCAUGGUAAUGGCGCCAAACCUGUUCGCACAUCGUACCCACAGAAAUAAACGCUCCUGUGCUAAGCAGCAGGAGAUGGAAGAGGCGGUGGGCGGGGCUCACCUGGUCCAACUAAUGAUCGUACAUAAAGACCUGCUGUGGACGGUGCCCAGUUUCCUGUUGGCUCAGGUGAGACAGAUGAACCAGGUGUCCAAUCAAAGACAGGGAGGGCUAGCCAGGACGAAACGCCGACUACUGAGAAGGAAAAAUGAAAACCACGACAGAGACCAGAUCACCGAGUUGUGUGCAGGUGUCAUCAGAGUCCACGCCCCUCUACACUCCAAGGUUUCUAUGGCGAUACAACUUGACAGACAGACGAGAGCCAAGGACGUCACUGCCCGGUUCUGGUGUGAGGACAGUCCUGACCUCAGUCUGUUUGAAGUUGGAGGAAACAUCUGUGAGCGCCGCCUUCAUCCAGAUUGCUUCCUAUUGGAUGUUUACCGGGUCAAUCCUCACUGUGAUUGGCUGAUUAAACCCUAAUGCGGCUGCUGUUCAACUAAAAUCUGCCUCUUUUGUUUAAGUGUUAAUUUAUAUUGAUCUGUUUGAUUUAUUGAUGAUCACUGUAAAACCAUCCUCAGAGUAAAGACAUUUAGAGAUGGUGCUGAUGUUUUUGCUCCUCCUCCUUCGCUGCCCCCUGGUGAUUGUGAAGGUCCUUUUACAAUAAAUACUAGUAAAACAUCUCAUUUCUGUGCUGGUUGACUUUUCAAGGUAUACAUUAAGGUAUUUUACCAGCACAGACAAAGCUAUGUGUGAAUUCUGAAGAUUUUGGUGUGACAAUAAAAGAAAAAACAAACAAGCGAUUCAUGAAAACUUAAGAAAACACAUUUA
Molecule: messenger RNA, 2802 nt
Organism: Sphaeramia orbicularis (orbiculate cardinalfish)
Lineage: Eukaryota; Metazoa; Chordata; Actinopteri; Kurtiformes; Apogonidae
Gene: arhgap28
Product: Rho GTPase activating protein 28
Exons: 16
Coding region: 535-2454 (639 amino acids)
Biological process (GO): regulation of small GTPase mediated signal transduction; negative regulation of stress fiber assembly; signal transduction
Cellular component (GO): cytoplasm
Molecular function (GO): GTPase activator activity
Source: RefSeq, a predicted model, not a curated record